Molecule: messenger RNA, 1075 nt
Organism: Panonychus citri (citrus red mite)
Lineage: Eukaryota; Metazoa; Arthropoda; Arachnida; Trombidiformes; Tetranychidae
Exons: 4
Coding region: 130-1017 (295 amino acids)
Molecular function (GO): protein binding
Source: RefSeq, a predicted model, not a curated record
AUUUUCAUCUUUUCAUUUCUCUUUGUUGACAGUUAACUUUUUGGUGAUUCUAUUUGUUUAAUUUACUUAAUUCUUAGUGAAUUUAGUUAAUUACUUUUUCGAUCAAUUAGAGGUUCGAUUUGUGGGAAAAUGUCUAAUCCAAAAGCCUUGGAAAAAAAGGAAGAGGGUAACCGUUUCUUCAAAAUGGGCAAUUAUUCAAGUGCUGUCUCAUGUUACUCGCAGGCGAUUGAAUUGGAUAAAGAAAAUCAUCUUCUGUUUGGAAACAGAGCUCAGAGUUAUUUGAAUCUCAACAGACCUGAAGAAGCGAUUGAAGAUUGUGAUUGUGCUUUAAAAUUGGAUUCUAAUUAUGUCAAGGGUUACCUGAGGAGAGGAACAGCGUUUAAAUUGUUACAUGAAUAUGAAAAGGCAGCAGUUGAUUUUGAGAAAGUAAUUCAACUUGAACCGAACAAUAAACAAGCACCAAAAGAGCUCAAAGAGGUUCAGAGUAAAAUCCAUAGGAUAAGUCAUAUCAUCGAUGAUCUUGAUCCCGAUUCCAGAGUAAAUAUUGAUUUCGAUACAGAAUUUGAUUCAGCGACUUCAAAGACAAGUGACCUUAAGAUACGAUCAAAACCAAAACAAAUUCCAGUGUCAACAAGGGUCAUCAAUAGAAUACCUGUCAACAGUUUUGAAUUUUAUUGUGAUUGGCGAGAGCUUCAUGAUGAUUCAAGUAAAUUAACUUACAUUUCUAAUAUUGGAUCAGUUAAAUUGGGAAAAAUCUUCACCAAUUCGAUGGAACCUCAAAUUUUCUGUGAUAUUCUUAAGAUACUUACUUCAUGUGUUGAUAUUCCCUUUCGAUCAAGACUGUUGUAUGAACUGUCGAAAAUGAAAAGAUUCCAAACUCUGAUUCUUUUCCUUGAAGAUCAUGAAGAGAAAAUUUUGAAGAGCUUAAUUGUCGACAUGAAAUCUUACCUUGAUUCAGGUGAAAUGGAAUAUUUCAUGGAGAAAAUUGGACCCAAAUUCAUGUCAAUUGUUACCUAAAAACAUGACCUGAGAUUAUUAAGAUUAUUUUUAUUACAAAUUUUGUCUAGUUACAGAA